Exophiala mesophila is the source of this 510-nucleotide messenger RNA. RefSeq lists its product as uncharacterized. The record is from RefSeq and is a predicted model, not a curated record. The transcript has a single exon. The coding region runs from base 1 to 510 and encodes 169 amino acids. NCBI's taxonomy places the organism in Eukaryota, Fungi, Ascomycota, Eurotiomycetes, Chaetothyriales, Herpotrichiellaceae.
AUGCCAAAGCCAAUUUCGAUGGCUGCCACAGCGCAGCAUAAUGGCGACCUCGAUAGAGCGCGUGAGAAGGUUGUCCGGGCUAAAUUAGCCGAGCUAGACGGUGCCUCGCUUCAAAGCGAUCAGGAGGGCCGCCAAGUCAAUGGCCAGGAUACCGUCUAUGGGUCCGUUGUGCCAUCAGAGGGUCCUGCUGUUAGUGGCCUGUUCUUUCAAGGCCAACAGGAAGGCCACCAAGUCAAUGGCGUGGACCCCUUCUGUGGGUACGACGCGCCAUUGGAAGAUCCUGCUACUGGCGGCCUGUCCUUUCAACAGCAGGGUCCUGGACAUGACGCCGGUGCCUUCCUGCCGCAUCAAGCUCAACCGUACUUCGGUGGGCUUGAUCUUCCCAUUCAAGAUGCUCCCCCUAAGGAGGGUUUUGUUAACUUACGGGAAAUUGAGCUUCGCCAGCAGCCCUUCCCACAACAGGCACCGUUGCCAUUACAGGAUCAAACGCAACUCCCUUUCACGUACUAG